Molecule: messenger RNA, 4448 nt
Organism: Cephus cinctus (wheat stem sawfly)
Lineage: Eukaryota; Metazoa; Arthropoda; Insecta; Hymenoptera; Cephidae
Exons: 7
Coding region: 1068-3395 (775 amino acids)
Source: RefSeq, a predicted model, not a curated record
GGAGACACCCUAUAUAAUCGUACGUGGCAGCCCCCGAGAAGCAUCCAAACACGCAUUUCACGCUUCGGUACACGCGUCCACAACAUACAUAUAUAUAAAUAUAUAUAUAUAUAUACAUAGAUAGCACAAGGUGCUUGUGCUAUCGAGAAAAUCGAGAAGCGAUUUUUGAAAGAAAGGAAGAAAGCGAUAAAGGUUUGGAGAAUUGUAAAAAAAAAGAAGAGGAUUUGAAACAAAGCAGUAAGGGUUUCAUCUCUUUUUUUUUAAAUUAAAAAGAAAAAUAGUUUUCCUUCCUUUGGAAAAAGGAAUGAUAAGAAGGAAGGGAUAAAUAAUUGAAGAUUAAAGAGCAAGGACAUUUUAGAGAAAAGAGGAGAGGAGUCUAUCUGUAUCAAGAGAAGAGGCAGAACAAGAAUUGGUGAAAGGGGGAGAGGUGAGACUAGAGAAAAAAAAUAAAGGAAAGGAUAAGAAGGAUAAGAAGGAUAAGGAGGAUAAAUUUUCCCGAAAAAAAGACGAAAAUUUGAAAUCCAUCGUAUAUAUAACUAAGAACAUCUUUCUCGCUGGCUAGUGUUGAGUCUUCGUCUCUUGGAAUUACUGAGUAGACAGAAUUAUGUCUGUGAGCUCUGCUUGGCUCAGUUGAGACUUACGGCUCACGCCGGGCACACACGCAUACGAAUCUUCCUAGUUAUACGCACCUCGGCCACGGGCUGCUAACUUCGGUCCGAUACCGGUCCGCGUACCAGUACCAGACCGAUCGCGGACGAGUUUGAGAAAACGCGUGGAGAAAACGUUAUCCUUGUAUUUGAAAAGGGGUUGGGAGAAAGAGGGGGUGAGAUAAGCGAAGGAACACAAGAGAGGACUGGAGGACUUAAAAAGAAAAAUUCAAUUUAUCUCCACAAUAUCGAUUUGGAUUAUGAUACAGAUUUUGAGGCAUAAUGAUUCCAGAUCGAUAAUCGAUCGUUAACUAUCGAUUGUGCUGUGUGCACCAGUGUAUAUUAUUGAUACCAUCGAUUGGUUCGUUAUCGCGCAUCAGGAAGAAAUAAUUUCGAAAGAAAAUUUUGAAUUCCUUAACAAUGAGGAACUCUAAGCAGGGUGUUGUACUGCUGGUUAUGUUAGUUCUUACUGGCGUCGCGACGUCUCAUCGACACUAUCGUCACCGUCACCCAGAUAAGGGCGAUCCUGAUUUGUCAAUAAAUGCUCAUGCGGAUAUAGUGAGUGAGAAGAAUGAUCAUCCCCAGGAUGUGAGUGUCGCAAAGAAGACGAUCAAACAGGAAGAUACUUCAAGUACUGUACCAAUCAGUACUAAGCGAUUUGAGAAGAUGUUACAGAAGGCAAUCUUGAAGAUCAUCACAGGUGACCUGAGUACGGGGGAUAUGCUCCUGUUGAAGAGUUUGAACUACAGUCUGGACGAGGUCCUGGCGAUUAGGGAACGUGAGCUGAAUAGAAAGCUGAUUGAAAAGGAGAGGAAGAGUGGUCACGAUGAGAUAUGGCGAGGUGGUAACAAGGAUAACCGGAAGAAGGAUCCUUCGAGGAAGUUUGAGAAACCCCUGGAGGAGUACGAUUAUUUAGCACGUUACGGGGAUGACACCAGGAACCAGAUGGAGACCGACUACGAAGACGCGAAGGAGGUUAAGGGUCGUAAGAAGGAAUUGUCUACCGAUAACAAACGUCCUUACGAAUCGAGGAACUUCGAUUUGGACCCGUACAACAGGCAGGAUGUAUUGCACUAUGAGACACCAGAGUCCAGGAUGGACAACAAGCAGUCCUGGGGUGACGGCACUGUGGAUUACGAAGACUCGCCUAAGGAUCUCGAACCCAAGGAAAGCCUGGAGAAUCCUCACGUGAACUUUGACAGAGCCAUGGAGCCCCACGUGGUAUUCAAGAUCCGGUACGAUGAUUCAGAGUUCGAUUCGAAUUCCGACGAGAGGGUCAAGUCCCAGGAGAUAACGGAGAACGUAUCGACUAUGAAGAAUCCUGACAGCACUUUUCAUUUUGUCGAUAAUCGUUCUGGUCCAUCACUUCCUAUAGUUUAUCGGCUGGGACAGACUGCUAGACCUGGGGAACACCACGAGGACUCUGCAAUUACUACAGAAGGGUAUACGGUAAGCACUGCCAAUGUCCAGACCCAGUUCUCCAGCAUUGACAAGACCAGUCAGACUUCUGGCCACCAAGUCCUGAGCUCGUAUACCACCGCUGCUAGCACAGACAAUGUCAGGAUGGAUCUGACUACCGGAAGUAACCAUCAGGAUGACGUCACCGAGAAUCCUAUGAAAAUUCAUAACGAUUCUUCGGCUCUGGAGAAUUUUGAAAAGUCAACAAAAAAUUUUACCAACUCCUCCAGGAAUAGCACCGAGUACGAGGGUCUCGAAUGGGUCGAGGAUGACGUGUAUCGUGUAAUACCGGAAGCCAUGGAGUUGGUGAAUUACGAUGUUAACGACACCGUGGCGUCUGAUUAUUAUGAGCAAAACUCAUCUUAUCAGAAUCUAUAUGCAUCUGUGGAUUAUGCUGAUUAUAACGAGACGAUGGGUUAUCAAAAAGAUAUGCCAGAUGCGGUGCGGCUCUUCAUGGCCAAUGCCAAUGUCACCCUGGACAAUGAUCCGACUACCAAUGUGACGUCAUACCAAGAAAUGAUGAUGGCUCAUCGUCGAGAUGGAAAUCUUUCGUCCAAUUUUGACAGUCAAGGCCAAAAAGCUAUCGAGGACAUAAAAUUGAGAGUACUGGCGCUUACUGGAAGAUUCAAUUUGAGCACGAGUCUCAAUCAAGUCCAACGUGAACGACUAACCAUGUUUUCGCCAUCUUGCCAGAUUCCAAGAAACACGGAUCCGGAAGCGUGGGCUGAUCCAUUCCUGAUGAACAUGCAUUUCCAGCUGAACUUGACUUCCACUGAGCACGUGGUCGCUGCGAAGUUGCGACUGUUCAAACUUCCGCAAGACAAUCUAACGGUGAUCACAGGAAAUGUGGGUACUACCGACGAGGAUGAAGAAGACGAGAAAAAGAUCAGGAUAUCUAUUUACUUCUAUACGAAAUCCUUGAAGAAGCAUCGCUCGAAAAAACGCCUAAUAGAUUCCGUGGUCACGCCGUUAACCUCAGAAGGAAGUCAUCUAGCUCUCGACGUACGACAGAGUCUUCGAUUCUGGCAAUUAAGACAAAGAAACGGUCAUGGAAAUGGCAACAAUCACGGCAUAGUUGUUCAAAUAGAAGAUCAAGAUGGCCGACCAUUAAAACCAGCAGAGUACAUACAGCAACCCUCCUGUCACACAGCAGAAGACGAUGCGGAUGACAAGGCAUAUCAACGACAGCCUGCACUUUUCGUCAGAGCCUGUUCUCGUUACGUUCGCGUCGUAAAUGGCGAGACAGUCACAUAUGUGGAUUGUCGAUCGUCCCAACAUAGAAAGGGGUGAGAACUUAUAUUGAAGAGAAAUAAUAUUAAAUAUAUUAUUAUAAUAAUACCAGAAAGUGGAGACUAAAAUAAUGUAUAGUUAGAUAGUAAGAGGGACGGUGGACGUUGGGGGGGGGGCGCCUUGUGGAAGGAAGAAGAAAUCUCAUUAAUUGACGUUACAAUUAAUGGUAAUGAAAUUAUACUAAUAAACGGGAGUAUUCACUCGUGAUGUCGCUAUGGACGUCGUUUAUAUUAUACACGGGGGAAACAAUCUCUUAAAAAGUCUUCAUAACUUAAUUUUCGUGUGUGCUCUUUAGAUUGACAUUUAUUAGCUUUAGCGGGAAUUAUAAUUAAUAUAUAUAUAUAUAUAUAUAUAUAUAUAUAUAUAUAUUAAUUCGUUUAUUAAAGAAUGCAUGGUCCCGCCUAUCUAUCAUAUUGCAUGUAUAUCAGUGAAAGUGCAAACAACAGAGCGCGAGUAUAAUAAUAUAAAACUGAGGACACUUAUAUGCUGCAGGAAGAGUACGCUGAUUGAUUAUUUUUUUAUAAUUAAAUUAAAGUUAUUCAAUUAAUUAAGCGAGUAGUAAACGCGAGUAGAUAUAUCGUUUAAGUUAUGUAAAAUAUUAUAUAUGUAGAUAUGCGAUAAUGCACAAUAGAUUUGACUCUGUAGGGUGUAAAUAUUGGUGAUUAGCUUUUUCUGUUUCAAUUUUUCGUUCUAUUAAUACACGAUAAGCGAAUUACUUUAUCUUUCUUGCUGCUUAAAAAUUAAUUCUAUUUUUACCUUUUUUUAUAUCUCUUUUGCUCUCGAUUUUAUAAUAUAGAAAGUUAUAGCGUACAGCUGUCGAUGACUGAUACAGCCAAAUGUAGAUGUUUAAGCUUAAGUAAUAUUUAUGUUCAUUAUUAUUAAUUAUAUUGAAUUUCAUAUAAGAAGUUUGUACGAACAUUCAUUAGUGUGGUAUUAAUAUAUAUAUAUUUGUAAGUGAGUACUUUAAUUGGGAAGGAUCAAUCUGUGUUGUAUAUAAUGUAUAUUAAUUUUUUUCUCGUCGAAAUAAAUAUAUUGGGAGUUGGUGGAAAAUAA